Spodoptera littoralis (African cotton leafworm) is the source of this 2352-nucleotide messenger RNA. NCBI's taxonomy places the organism in Eukaryota, Metazoa, Arthropoda, Insecta, Lepidoptera, Noctuidae. The record is from the annotation of a GenBank genome assembly.
AUGCGGUCCAUUAUUAUAGCGCUCUGGCUAGCGAGCGCGGUGCACUCACUCGAUCUACAGUACUUAGACCCCACCAAACUACAAACACAAGUCGCACCUGCAAUUCAAGAACGUGCAGCAUUAGAAAUCAUCAGGCAAUAUUAUGCUAAAGUGAACGUGAGAGUUGAUCCAGUUUUUUUCGUUAACAAAAAAGACAGUUUUCAUUUAAAAACCUUCAAUGGCACCCUGGACAUCAGAGCUAGCAGCGGAGUCGCUGCCACUUGGGGUUUCAACUACUUUCUCAAAAAAUACUGCAAGAGCCAAAUUGAAUGGCAAACGAAAAACGUAAAUAUACCGUACCUACUGCCCGAGGUGGACGAGACGGUGGUGGCUAACGACCGGUUCCGGUAUUAUCAGAACGUGUGCACAGCGUCCUACAGCUUCGUUUGGUGGAACAUCUACAAUUGGAGAGACCAUGUGCAAUGGAUGGCCCUCAACGGUAUCAACCUCGCAUUGGCACCCGUAGCUCAGGAAGCCGUCUGGACACAAGUCUACACACAAGUCGGUAUGACUCAAGAAGAAAUAGACCAACACUUCACGGGCCCAGCGUUCCUAUCCUGGCUUAGAAUGGGCAAUGUACACGGCUGGGCUGGACCUCUACCGAAGUCUUGGAAUGAAGUACAAAAGGAGUUUCAAAUAGAUAUCAUCAAUAGAAUGCGUAAUCUCGGAAUAGUUCAUGUACUACCAGCUUUCAAUGGUCAUGUUCCUGUGGCAUUCUCUAGGAUAUAUCCAAAUACAACAUUUCACAAAGUGCAACAGUGGAACAAAUUCGAUAACCCGUACUGCUGCGGUCUUUUCUUGGAUCCGUUUGAUCCUUUAUUUGUGCGCAUCGGUCGAAUGUUUCUCAAUGAGAUCUUUAUAGACACGCCUGUGAGUCAUAUAUACACAGCCGACCCCUUCAAUGAAGUCGAACCCUCGGAAUUUUCCACUGCACUCGUACAGCAGACGUCCAAGAAAAUAUUCCAAACACUUUCCGACUUCGACAAGAAUGCAGUGUGGCUACUUCAAAAUUGGAUGUUUGUUAAUGCUCCUCUUGCAUGGCCAGUGGUCAGGGUGAAAUCAUUUUUAAAUUCCGUGCCAAGUGGCAGAAUGCUGAUACUAGACUUGCAAUCAGAGCAAUGGCCACAGUACGAUCUGUAUCAAAUGUAUUAUGGUCAGCCGUUCAUCUGGUGCAUGCUGCACAACUUCGGUGGCACACUGGGCAUGUUUGGCAAUAUGAUCACGAUAAACAAGGACGUGUACGAAGUGCGGUCGCGCGAUAACAGCACCAUGAUCGGCAUCGGCCUCACUCCGGAGGGAAUCAAUCAGAACUAUGUGGUGUACGACCUGAUGCUAGAGUCUGCCUGGCGCAAGUCUCCCGUCGAGGACCUCAAUGAGUGGGUCGCUGAUUACGCAGAGAGAAGAUAUGGGUGUAAUGAAACAACGGAAGCGUGGAAAUAUUUACUCAAAAGUGUUUAUAGUUUUAACGGAUUAAGUAGAGUCAGAGGAAAAUAUGUGGUCACUCGAAGGCCGAGUUUAAAACUAAAGCCCUGGGCUUGGUAUAAGAGCUAUGACUUAUUCGAAGCGUUUCGAAAAUUCGUUUCCGUUAGUAAUAUUAGUUGUUACUCUGCUGGGUUCCGUUAUGACUUAGUAGACGUGACGCGGCAAGCUUUGCAGUAUAGAGUCGAACAGCUUUAUAUAAAUGUCGUCAAUGAUAGAUACACGAACGUAUUUAUUUAUGAAGCUUCUAUUAAACGAUUUCUUGAUGCUCUUAAUGAUAUGGCACAAAUAUUAUAUCAAGAUGAACAUUUCUUGGCCUCGAGGUGGUUCAAGAAAGCGAGAUAUUUGGGGAAGACGUUCGACGAACAAGACUUCUACGAAUUUAAUGCGCGUAACCAGAUCACGCUUUGGGGACCAAAGGGGGAGAUAUCUGACUACGCUUGUAAGCAAUGGGCAGAGUUGAUCGUAUACUAUUAUCUUCCGAGAUGGGCGAAUUUCCUGGAUGCUGCUCUAAAGGCGAAGAAAGCUGGUGAAGAAUUCAAUGAAAAAGAUACUCGUCGUGUGAUAACAUCGACUAUAGAAGUGCCGUUUGUGACUGCUCGGACAGACCAUGUAAGCGGUUCCACAUUAACAGGAUCAUUCACUAUGGCUAUGGAAGUAGCGAAGAAUUUGCACAGAAAAUGGUCGUGUGCUCCAGACGUGGAAGAUUUGCCAGUGGUUGUCAUAGGAUCAGAUAAACAUAGAAGGACUACUUUAGCUGAUGAUGACUUGGAGAAUGAAGAAACACCAGGGUUUCCGAGUGUUAUCAUCAUUCCCACUACGCCUGAAGACUAA